Molecule: messenger RNA, 2842 nt
Organism: Culex quinquefasciatus (southern house mosquito)
Lineage: Eukaryota; Metazoa; Arthropoda; Insecta; Diptera; Culicidae
Product: zinc finger protein Xfin-like
Exons: 4
Coding region: 252-2678 (808 amino acids)
Biological process (GO): regulation of transcription by RNA polymerase II
Cellular component (GO): chromosome
Molecular function (GO): chromatin insulator sequence binding
Source: RefSeq, a predicted model, not a curated record
AAGUCGUGCUGUCAAAAUAUGUGUUUACCUUUAUGUUGCUGGUGCGUUCAGCAUACAAAAUUAAACCUUUUUGUACCCUGUAAAUCUGUGAAAUUAGCUUUUUAAAUUUAAAUCUGCCGUGCAGAAAGCUUUACCUGUUUGUGUUAAAAGUGAUUGGAAGUGGUCCAAAUACUGUCCGGACGCCGAUUUUGCAAAUUGAUCGUUCAGUUAUCCAAGUUUAAGGUAAGACAAUCCAGCAAAACCAACCCACCAUGUCCCGCUGUAUCGUCCCCCACUGCCGCAACCUGCUCCAGGAGUGGAUCGCUCCUUUUCCGGCGGACCAACUGCUUCAAACCCGCUGGAAGCACUGCAUCGAAAUGGGCACCAGCGAGCUCCUGCCCGAGGUGGACGUGCUCGGUCCCGCGGCCGUCGUUUGCAACAUGCAUUUUCUGGGCUUCGAUCCGGACGAGGACAAAGUUUCCACCCGGUACCGCCAGCCAACGCUGUUUUUCCGCGACGAUCUGGUGCUGGAGAUUGAGAGUUGCUGUUUGUGCGCGCAAGUUAGAAUUAAGGAGGAAAUGCUGGACAAGGAUUCGCCGCUGACGCAGGAGUGCACGAUCGAGGAGGUGGUGAAGGAGUUGUUUGGUGAGUCGUACUUUGACGAAGAGAAGGGAGGUGAAUACGUGUGUGAGAUGUGUACGGCCAAGGUGGAUGUUCUGCUGACUGUGCACAAGCACUUUGAGGCGGGCCAGCUGAUGCUGAAGACGCUGCGCUACAAGCAGACGUUGGAGGGCGUUCGGUUUGAGAAGAACGGAGGGCAUGCGAUUGAGCUGCCGAGUGAGCUGGCGGCCAUGUUGGGACCGCUGGAGGAAGAUUCGGCUGGGGGGAAGCCUGUGAAGGGUAGCAAACGGAAGAAAAAGGCGCAGGUUGAUGUUGAAGAUCUUCACGUUACGUUGAAUCCGCUGGAGACAGUGAUUAAAGUUGAAGAAGCAACGCUGCAGCUUGCCCCAGAACAGCUGCAAUCAAUGUCUUCUUCUGAAAGUGUUGCGAAAGAAAAGUCGAAAGGUAAACCAACGGUAAUGAUGCCGUUGGAGAGUACCGACCCGAGUACCGGCCAAGUGAUGGUUGAGUACAUCGAAAAGACGCGGGCGGAACUCGCCGAAGAGGUCAAGCGGUACUGCUAUCUGUGCAAUACGCUGUUCAGUACGCCCAACAUCUUGCUAGCGCACCUGGUGAUGACCCACAAGAACCCGGCAACGCUGCGCUGCAAGGUGUGUAAACUACAGUUCGAGAAAUCUGUCACUUGUAACAGUCAUUUGCGGUUCCAUGACACGCUGAGGAGGCCGGUCCAGUGUGAAUACUGCCCGUUGAGGUUCACAAACACGGGCAUGAGGUGGUUUCACAACACUAAAGUUCAUCCAGAUAAGGUACUUUUGACAAGACCACCCACCACGGAAUCCAUCACUCGACAAACUAUUGUUAAAAUUGUACCAAUCACACAAAAUGUGGUCGAGCCCAAGCUUCAGAUCGUGCCAGCACAGCAGGUCAAACUGAAAGCAGUCCCGCCUCUAGCCCCUAUCGUGGUUGAACCAACAGUGCUAGUGAGUCAACCGAAAAUCACGCCGAAUAUACCAUCAGUAUCAGAUUAUUCCUGCAAGACGUGCUUCAAAUCGUUUCAAUCUCUGGACAUCCUCAAAACCCACAUGAAAUCUCACCGCAGUGCACGACCUCCUGCGCUUAAGGACUCUUCUCCAGACGAGACAACGGACGACAACAUGAUCAGCAUCCCCACGUUCCAUCCUGUUUCAAAUGCUCAGCCAGUCGUAAAACAGCCACUUCAAGCCCCAACCGUAACCAGCGAUCUCUCCGAAGGAAAAAUCAACGGCGUUGGCAUUGUCAAACUGCUCGGCCAGCUCGAUCUACCCCCGCUGAUCCCAUUCGCCACCAAACACCACAGCGAACAACACCCGUACAGCUGUAAAACCUGCUUCAAGGCAUUCGAAACGCUUGCAUCCGUCAAAACUCACCUCCAAACCCACCGGAAAUCCCCGCCCACCAGCGACCCCCCAAAGCGAAAGCGAAUCUUCCGCACCCGCAAGUCCAAACCCCACCCCAGUGGAACCUUCACCUGCAGCAUUUGCUCCCAGGAACUCCCCUCCCCGACCUCGCUCGUAAAACACUUCACCAGCGCCCAUCCCCAGCUAACCCUCGAUCACUUCCGGUGCCGCUACUGCGCCGACAUCUUCUUCUCGCGCGAAGCUCUCUGCGACCACGCGGCCACCCACCGCGGCAAGUACGAGUGCGGCCGUUGCGCGCUCGAGUUCAUCAACCACCGCCGCUUCGGAAAACAUCGCCAAGUCGCGCACAAAGCACCCUCAAAGGCCCUGCUACGCGACUGUCAGUACUGCGGAAAGUCGUUCAGCCGUGGGAUGGCCCUGGCGCGGCACGUCAAGACGCACUUUGCCGGCCAGUGGACGUGCGACAUCUGCGAGGAGCAGUUUGGCGAGCGGUACAAGCUGGUGCUGCACAUGCGCCAGCACAGCGGAAAUAACCCGCUGGUUUGCUACAACUGCAACGAGCACUUUGGCGAUCCGGAUAUGCUGGACCGGCAUGAGCGGGAGUGCGCGCAGUAUACCAUGGAAACCUCGCCACCUAUCAGGACUGGAAAACCAAAUCUUUUUGGUAACACAGAGAUUUGAUCGCUGCUUAUCGGAUUCUUUCGGUCCUCGACGGGAGAUUGAAGGACGAGGUUCGGAUUGGAGCUGUCGGAGGUGGAGCAGGUGGAGCAUGAAGAUGAAGUUUUUGUUUUUAAUGAAUUGUAAUUUGCAUUUAUUGUAAUGAAAUACAUUUUUUGUAAACGAAA